Messenger RNA from Aureobasidium melanogenum CBS 110374, 717 nucleotides. RefSeq names its product mitochondrial ribosomal protein L16. Gene Ontology annotation, biological process: mitochondrial translation. The transcript is spliced from 2 exons. Lineage: Eukaryota; Fungi; Ascomycota; Dothideomycetes; Dothideales; Saccotheciaceae. Bases 1 to 717 code for a protein of 238 amino acids. The record is from RefSeq and is a predicted model, not a curated record. Gene Ontology annotation, cellular component: ribosome; mitochondrial large ribosomal subunit. Gene Ontology annotation, molecular function: rRNA binding; structural constituent of ribosome.
AUGUCGGCACCACGGAUUCGCGCGAGCCUUGCUUCGCAUCGCAACACUCUCUUCUCCUUCGCUCAGACCUGCACACGUCCACAAUUCUUCCCAAGCCAAACGUCACCAAUUCUCUCAUCCUUGUCUCGCGCAUUCUCUUCAACACCUUCUACUCAAUCCUGGCUCCUUCCUCGCGCCGGCGCGAACAAGAAAGACCGCAAAGGACGACCUCGUGUACCUACUGGUGGCAGCACUCGCGGCACCACCGUCGUUUGGGGUGACUACGGCCUUCGCCUUCUCGACCACGAUCGUCGCAUCAGCGCUGCACAGCUCAAGAUUGGCGAAGAUGUCAUCCGUAAACGUCUGCGUGGAAUGAAGUACCGCCUCUACACCCGCAUCUCGGCAAACAUCGGUGUCUACACUUCUGGUAACGAGUCGCGUAUGGGAAAGGGAAAGGGUAGCUUCGAUUACUGGGCUUCGCGUGUUGCUGUCAGUAAGAUCAUCUUUGAGCUCAAGGGAGAGCUGCACGAGCAGGUUGUCAAGGAUGCUUUCAGAUUGGCUGGAAACAAGCUGCCUGGGCUCUACGAAUUCGUGCGUGCUGGAGACCCUCCAGUCAUGGGCAUCACAAAGCUUGGAAAUGGUGUCACUGAGGAGUCGCUCAGGCGGCCGAGACGUGAAUUGCCUCCCCCCAGCGUCGAUCAGUCUGCCAACCGCAUGCCCGAGUCUCCUUCACCUUAA